ACCCACCUUCCAAUUGGCCAUGUUUACUUUCUUUAGUUUUAUUUAUACGCAAAAAACACAGCUAAGCCUCUCCUCCUCCCACUGCCACUGCCACUCCCAGUUCCCACUUUCCAUUUCCACAUCCUCUUUUGCACUCGUUCCAACUCUACUUACUCUUAUAUAAAUCCUUCCCACCAGCCUUCUUUAACAUAAAGCUGAUAAAAGAGUAAAUUUCCCUCACUUUCUCCUUCCCUUCAAUUAUCGGCUAAUUGAAAUGGCCCUGUCUUCAUCAAUAUCCAUAUCACCAAGAAAGCUCAGAAAUGAUCUCUACUCACAUUCGUAUCAAGAAGAUUCCAACAUCCCAUUGGUCAUUUCCGUUCUUUCUUCUCUGAUUGAAAGAACCCUGGCAAGAAACGAGAGAAUUGCCAAGAAAUGUACGUGGACCUCGACAACGUUGUCCAAAGAUGUUAGAACCAGGGUUUUCGACUGCCACGAGUCGCCGGAUAUGACUAUUCAGUCCUACCUGGAGAGAAUUUUCAGGUACACCAGAGCUGGACCUUCGGUCUAUGUUGUUGCAUAUGUGUAUAUCGAUCGAUUUUGCCAGUUAUACUCCGAAUUCCGAAUCAGUCCCCGGAAUGUACAUAGGCUUCUUAUCACAACUAUUUUGGUCGCAUCCAAAUAUGUGGAAGACAUGAAUUAUAGGAAUUCUUAUUUUGCACGAGUUGGGGGAUUGACAACAAAGGAAAUUAACAAAUUGGAGCUGGAAUUCUUGUUCUUGAUGGGGUUCAAGUUGCACGUAAAUGUAAGUGUUUUCGAGAGUUACUGCUGCCAUUUGGAAAGAGAAGUGAGCAUCGGAGGAGGGUAUCAAAUUGAGAGGACAAUCCGAUGUGCCGAAGAAAUCAAGUCAAAGCAAAGAGAACAAAGAGGCUACAGUCAAAUUGCUAGAGUUUUGUUAUAGAAGAUCACCAAUAGAGAGAGUAAUUCAUGCUGCAAUUUUAAUUUAUUACCGCCUGUUGCUGUAAAUUUUUUUUUUUUUGUUUUUUUUUUGUUUUGGGGGUACAAAAUUGUAUAGAAGAAUUUUCCUUUUAAUGCUUAAAACUGUUGUGCCCAGCAUUUAUGUAGCUUGGUGCGGUACAAUUAGCAAUUAAAGCUUGUGGGCUAUUUCUAUCUUUUUACCUUCACAU
Coffea arabica (coffee) is the source of this 1163-nucleotide messenger RNA. RefSeq names its product cyclin-U2-2-like. Lineage: Eukaryota; Viridiplantae; Streptophyta; Magnoliopsida; Gentianales; Rubiaceae. The record is from RefSeq and is a predicted model, not a curated record. Gene Ontology annotation, molecular function: protein kinase binding. Gene Ontology annotation, biological process: regulation of cyclin-dependent protein serine/threonine kinase activity.